AUGGCUGGAGUUCAGCUGGGGCUCGAGCGACGGAUCAAUGGCGCCGAUGACGACAAUGACUCGGCUCUUGAUGACAAGGAAGCCCCCGGCAUCCGACGCUUCUAUGCGCGUCUGAUCUGGGCCAGCCAAUUCGUUCUCAACCUCUUGCUACUCGCUGCCAUCAUUCUCGUCGUUCGAGAUGCCGUCGCAGGGACCCAAACCCAUCGGAAUUUCCCCUACAGCGCCUACCUCGCUGCCCAUGUCGGCCUUCUUCUCUUCUUCCUCGCUGGCCUGCUGCCGAACCCUGAUGGGCCAUGGUCGCCCACCGCUUCCAACUGCCACUCUUGGAUUGCUGGCGCAAUGCUCGAGGGCGUCAUCAUAGCCCUGUUCGGUACCCAACAGCGAUAUAUCAACUUGCAGCCGAAACUACGAGAUGCCCUGAUCGGUUUGGGCAUAGCCAGAAUUGCCACCUUGGUUGUCAUGAUAGGCCUCACGGUACGCCGUCACUAUGCCCUGCGAUCAUCUCUGUUGAGCUCGACUACCGGGGAGCGUCAGGGCCUAUUGGAAAACGGCAACGGUCACGCAGCCCCCGGAGGAAAGAAGCCGCGUGACCCUCAGAGCUCGGGAUGGUUCGACUACUUCGCCGGUUUUCGCGUCCUUUUCCCCUACCUGUGGCCCAAGGACUCGGUCCUGUACCAGGCCACUGUCGUGGUCUGCUUGAUCCUGCUAAUCUGCCAGCGCAUUGUGAACCUGAUGGUUCCGUUGCAGCUUGGCGUGUUGGUUGAGUCCCUGGGAUACGGCCGCAUUCCGUAUCGAGACAUCGUGCUAUACGUUGUCUACCGCGCGUUGCAGGGUAACCAGGGGGCCAUUGGUGCCGCCCGCUCGGUCCUGUGGAUUCCCGUCUCGCAAUCGCUCUUCCGCCGCCUCUCAUGUGCCGCCUUCGAACACGUGCUCGGCCUCUCUCUCGACUUCCACCUCAGCAAAAAGAUUGGCGAGGUCACCACUGCCCUCAGCCGCGGCGCCGCCAUGAACAGCUUCCUUGAGAACUUUGUCUUCCAGGUGUUCCCCAUGGUCUUCGACAUCUUUGUCGCCGGCAUUCUAUUCUUCGUCAAGUACGACGCCUUUUACACCAUCAUCGUCUUUUUCAUCAUGUGGUCGUACAUCUUCUUGACCAUCUACAUGGCCAAGUACCGCGGGCGCCAGCGCCGGGACAUGGCCGUGAAAUCGCGCGAGAUGGACGCCGUCAAGACGGACGCGAUAAUGGCCUACGAGACGGUGCAGCACAACUGCGCUGUUGGUCCCGAGACGGAGCGCUUCCGCGGCCAGGUCGUCACCUACCAAAAGGCCGAGCGUCUGGUCCUGUGGUCGCUGAACGGUCUGAACCUCACACAGAGUUCCAUCUUCUCUGUGGGGACAGCCUUACUCGUUGCCGUAUCCGCCUACAAGAUCUCCAAGGGCCAACAGACCGUGUCGGAAUUCGUGAGCCUGAUUGUCUAUUUCUCACAGCUGCAGGCUCCCCUGAACUUUUUUGGAACGUAUUACACUAUGCUCCAGAACAACCUGAUCGAAGCGGAGCGUAUGCUGGAUCUGUUCAAAGAGACUUCCGGAGUCAUUGAAAAGCCCGACGCUACCAAGCUAGCCGACCCUCGGGGAGAAGUGGAAUUCCGAGACGUGAAAUUUGCCUACCAAGGCAAGGCUGGCAAGAACAAGCCCGCCAUCGACGGCAUCAGCUUCAAGGUGGCCCCGGGCACCAAGACAGCCAUCGUUGGCGAGUCGGGCAGUGGAAAGUCGACUUGCCUCAAGCUCCUCUUCAGGUUUUACGACGUGGACGACGAGCGAGGCUUGAAGCUGUCCGGUGGCGAGCGGCAGCGCGUCGCUAUCGCUCGCGCCAUCCUCAAGGACGCCCCUAUCUUGCUGCUGGACGAGGCCACGGCGUCGCUGGACUCGCAUACCGAGAGGCUGAUCCAAGACGCCCUGGAGAGAGUCACGUAUGGCCGCACCACCGUCACGAUCGCCCACCGCCUGUCGACCAUUACGGGCUCGGAUCAGAUUGUUGUGCUCCACAAGGGAAGCGUCGUCGAGCGUGGAACCCACCUGGAGCUGCUCGCUCUCGGGGGCCGCUAUCAUUCGAUGUGGGAGAAACAGACGACAGCGGAGAAGACGGAUAAGAGCGUCGAGCGUUAG
Messenger RNA from Chaetomium fimeti, 2163 nucleotides. RefSeq lists its product as uncharacterized. Gene Ontology annotation, biological process: transmembrane transport. Gene Ontology annotation, molecular function: ABC-type transporter activity; ATP binding; ATP hydrolysis activity. The record is from RefSeq and is a predicted model, not a curated record. The coding region runs from base 1 to 2163 and encodes 720 amino acids. The transcript has 3 exons. NCBI's taxonomy places the organism in Eukaryota, Fungi, Ascomycota, Sordariomycetes, Sordariales, Chaetomiaceae. Gene Ontology annotation, cellular component: vacuolar membrane.